GUGCAUCUUCUUUCUUCUUUCGUCCGAGAGAGUGAGUGAUCGAGGCGAGACGAGCAAUCAAUCAUUCGCGUGGGGAAGAAAAUAAAAUCUCCGAAUUGGCCGAAGCUGGUGCAAUUAUCUGCGCGUAAACGGAAGUGGAGUGCAAUUUCGAAUGUGGCCACUGACUCAACUUAGACAAGAGAAUCGUGGAUGCAUCAUAAUAUUGGAACGACCUUGAGACGAGCCCAGACAUGGAUUUUUUGUGAUCUCGACAAUGUCGUCGACGACGUGAGUGAGAGUGAAGAACGAUGAAGGAAGAGCAUGGAUGAAACGAACUAGAACGACGGCAUGCAUUCCAGUUGGGAAGGCGAUGAGAGCAGGAGGAGAUGGUGGCGAAUGUUUGAAGCAGCAACUCUACGCGAGUCGCGAGGUAGCGGGAGGGCGAGGGCGAGGGCGAGGCAGCUGGUCUUGACCCCGUUAUUGAAGAAAAAUCCAGACAAGGCGACGUGCGAGCUGAGGAGCAUGAAGCAGAAGCAGAAGCCUGAUUGUCUCCAUUAGUAGGCCAAGAUAACUCCAUGUUUGUCCGUCCACCUUAUCACCAUCAGCUGCGUAGCAUGGUCCAGUGAUCUGUGUCAAGAAGUGCAUUUGCUCCCUCAUUUUUUUAGGGUGGGUUCCUGACGAGCAUCGCCAGUUUCGGUGUGCUCGCAAUUAACUCAUCGAAUCUUCUGUGGAAUAUGUUCUUCGGAAUUCCUCAAAACACCUCGUCACACUUGGGCUUCGUUGGGUUGGGUUGGGCUAGGCGGGGGCCCGGGCUAGACUACAUGCCUUGUGAAUAUGAAUGAUAGAGGAGGACAACGUGAGUUUGCUUGCCCUCUGCUUCCUGUACCCGGCUCCGAUCCCUUCUCUUCGGUUGUCUUGCUCCUGAGGUGGCUCUUUGUGGUUUGUUGUUUCCUUGAGCUGCCUUCCCUUCCUUGGUCUGUAAUUUGUGCGCCCCCUUUUGCCUGCACAGCAACUCUGAAAUGUGUUCAGCUUUGUAUCUCCUUGAAUCGUGGACCGCAUUUUCGGGCAGGAUUCCCUUGCGCUGUAAAUCUAAACUUCUCGCGUUAGAGCGCAGAGUGUUUGAGUGUCUGAUGGAGGUGGUGUGGAUCGGUAUGGCUAGUCCCAGGGCGGUCGAAUUGGCGAGCAUACCAGAUGAUAAGCUGCAACACAAGCUUCAAUUGAGGAUGAAAAACGCGUUUUUUCCCAGAUUUCUUCUUUUGCAUCCGUGAAGCAGAAAAUUGCUUGGAGAGCUUUCUCUGCGACAAAUUCGUAGAACAAAAUAUCGGGUUUUUUGGACUAGGUGGGACUGGACAGGGCGAUGGUGGGCAGAGGAUUUAGACUUUAGAAUCGUCGUCCAGUGUGUUGAGCGGAAGGAGUGGCCGUGCAUUGUGUAGAGUUGGUGCUGCAACUUUGCCAGCCGAGUUCUUCUGCUUCCUAGUUGGGUGAUUUCAAGAUGGAGGCUUUGACAGAGGAGCAAACGCACUUUUUGACACGGAUCAAUGUCACUGCAUCGGCAUUCUCCUUCGGGGGUUCCUUCUUCAUCGUAUUAUGCUAUCUGUGUUUUAAGGAACUGCGCAAGUUCUCCUUCAAGCUUGUGUUCUAUCUAUCCCUCUCGGACAUGCUUUGCAGCCUCUUCAAUCUGCUUGGGGAUCCUCGCGAAGGCUUCUUGUGCUACGUGCAAGGUUACAGCACUCAGUUCUUCUCAGUCGCUUCAUUUCUUUGGACGACCACUAUCGCCUUCACCUUAUAUCGUACUGUUGUGAAACACAAGGCUGAUGUGGAGGAAUUCGGACCUGCUUUCCAUGCCUACGUUUGGGGCACUGCCUUCCUCAUGACCAUUAUACCCUCAAUUGGAGACGACUAUGGUCCAGCGGGUGCUUGGUGCUGGGUUCGAACUGAAACUACCGCGGGAAAGGUGCUCCGGUUCAUGACAUUUUAUGUGCCUCUAUGGGGAGCUAUCCUUUUUAACGGCGCUGUCUAUUUUCAAGUCAUUCGUAUGCUCAAAUACGCAACUAGGAUGGCGGUUAGCAUGGCCGACAGGCAGCGGCAGGUGGAAGCUAGACCUGAGAUGAAGGCCAUGAACAGAUGGGGCUAUUACCCACUUAUCUUGAUUGCUUCAUGGACUUUUGGGACUAUCAACCGAAUCCACGACUUUGUGGAACCCCAAAAUAAGCUCUUCUGGCUGUAUUGUCUCCAUAUAUCGACCGCUUCUCUCAUGGGCCUGUUCAAUUCUAUAGCUUAUGGUCUGAACGCAGCCGUUCGACGGACACUUCAAGAAAGAUUGGACCAGUGGUGGCCAGAUAAAUAUAGACUGUGGCGGCCUGCAUUCAGAGAUAUUGAAGAUGCUGAAGAGCUAGUUCCUCUUGAACAAAAAGAAGGCCCUUGAUUUCUCGGAUGUGUUGUUAGGGUGGUUCAUAAAUUCAAAAGGAGAGCUCGAAGAAUAACAUAGGUUUCUCGACAUAAUCCUUUUCUAAUACAUGAGAUCUGUGUCUGCAUGUUCAUCCCACACAAGCCUCUGGGAAUGGCACUCAUCUCUCAGGGAGUCAUCUGCAUAACUAAAAUCUAUAAGCAUCAGAAGCACUUGGAAGCAAUCAUAGCAGCGAGCUAUCGAGAUCAGUCAAAUGUGCACCAAGGUUUCCGAUCAACCGACCAAUUACACAGAAGAAAACUUUGAUAUAUUGGUCGGUAUUUCUUAAAGAAGCAGACAAGGCUUGUACCAUCAGAAUCGUGUAACGUUUGAUAUGAAGAUAACAGUGUCGUAGGUAAGGAGUUUACGCUCACUUUCAAACUCGUUCACUGUGAAUCUAGGUCUCAGGAGUCUUCAGCAAUGUAAAGAGUGACUUCUUGAGAAGUAACAAAGUGAUAUAUUGAAAUCUUGAAACCACCCUGUGUCUAGUUGUGUGGACCUAUCGAAUG
Marchantia polymorpha subsp. ruderalis is the source of this 2934-nucleotide messenger RNA. The record is from the annotation of a GenBank genome assembly. Lineage: Eukaryota; Viridiplantae; Streptophyta; Marchantiopsida; Marchantiales; Marchantiaceae.